AUGGAGAGAAUGCCAGACAAAGAUUGGCCCAAGACUUGCGCUGGACGUAGAUUCAAAUACAAAACAAUAUGGCUUUAUAUAGAGUUCGCCUUGAAAGAUUGGUCAGCGAAUUGGGAUGGUAGAGAACUCAAUUUUCCCAUUGUGGAACAAAACGGAUUAAAUUUUUGGCCAGUGAGAAUCCCAGAAACCAAUAAUAAAAACUACGCGCAUGCGUUUGCGAUAGGUCAUGAUACCAAAAAGGAUGUUUACGGUUUGUACCAAGCUGACUUACGCAAUGGUGCCUUGAUCAAUUUUCAAAAAUGUCUAGAUAUUCCUCUCCGUGAAAUUCGCAAUCUUCAAGGUAAGCUUAGACUAGCCAAACAAUUGUAG
Blumeria graminis f. sp. triticale is the source of this 369-nucleotide messenger RNA. NCBI's taxonomy places the organism in Eukaryota, Fungi, Ascomycota, Leotiomycetes, Helotiales, Erysiphaceae. The record is from the annotation of a GenBank genome assembly.